AUGAAAUUUAAGAUCCUCAUUUGCUUGACUGUGGUCACUUUAGUAACCACUGGCUAUGGCGACACAGCUAAUGGAUCGGUUAUACAGGCUAUAGCCCCUGUUCCACAUAGUCAGUGUCCACUUUAUGACGAUCCCAAUCAUAUUGUGAUGCUAAGCUAUCCCAAUGAUUGCAAAAAGUAUUACACCUGUUUAAAUGGCCUGGGAUACGUCAAUCAAUGUCCCGACAACUACUAUUGGAGUCAGCUGACUUACCGCUGCGACAAUAAGCAGUAUUCCACUUGCGGAAAUGGCGAUUAUCCAGACACACCUAGUUCCAUUGAGUACAGCGCCUAUCCGGGAGAUUGCAGUCGCUACUACGAGACUCGUCUACUCCGCUGCCAGGACAACUAUCACUGGAACGCUCGCCAUGAGCGCUGCGAUCUGCCACAGAUUGCGGGCUGCGUGGCAUCUCCGAUUCCCUUUCCGCCAUUUACCACCCCGAAUCCCUUAGUGCCAACUGCUGCAACUCCGCCAUCCGGACCCCAAUCACCAAUGCAGCCUGGAUCCAAUAAACCGAUAAAUCUCGAUGAUCUCUGCAAUAGUGCCAUUGGGCAGAAGUAUCUGCCAUAUCCUUUAGAUUGCAACAAGUUUAUCUACUGCGGCUCAACAGCUUCUGUCCUAAACUGCCCCACCAACUUGUUCUGGAAUCGUAAUACCCAGUCAUGUGGAUCAUCCAACAUCGGCUGUCCAUAGGAUCAUUGCGGAACUGGCUAGAUACGACGAUAACGAGAUACGUAAGGAGCUAACUUAAUAAGAAAGAUUAAACAUUUGUGUCGCAGAUUAAAUACCAUUCAGACAAAUAAA
Molecule: messenger RNA, 843 nt
Organism: Drosophila grimshawi
Lineage: Eukaryota; Metazoa; Arthropoda; Insecta; Diptera; Drosophilidae
Product: probable chitinase 10
Exons: 2
Coding region: 1-732 (243 amino acids)
Cellular component (GO): extracellular region
Molecular function (GO): chitin binding
Source: RefSeq, a predicted model, not a curated record